Messenger RNA from Chrysochloris asiatica (Cape golden mole), 1146 nucleotides. RefSeq names its product low density lipoprotein receptor class A domain containing 3 (gene LDLRAD3). Bases 109 to 1146 code for a protein of 345 amino acids. Gene Ontology annotation, molecular function: protein binding. Gene Ontology annotation, cellular component: plasma membrane. Gene Ontology annotation, biological process: receptor-mediated endocytosis. NCBI's taxonomy places the organism in Eukaryota, Metazoa, Chordata, Mammalia, Afrosoricida, Chrysochloridae. The record is from RefSeq and is a predicted model, not a curated record. The transcript has 6 exons.
GGGAGGAGGGACAGCCGGGAGGGCGGGGCAGCCGUGCCGAGGGGCGGGGUCAGCAGCGAGGCCGCGGGGGCAGCAGCGGCGCGGGGCAGCGGGAGUGGCGGCCGCGCCAUGUGGCUGCUGGGGCCGUUGUGCCUGCUGUUGAGCAGCGCCGUGGAGAGCCAGCUGCUCCCCGGGAACAACUUCACCAACGAGUGCAACAUUCCAGGCAACUUCAUGUGCAGUAAUGGGCGUUGCAUUCCCGGCUCCUGGCAGUGUGAUGGGCUGCCCGACUGCUUUGACAAGAGUGACGAGAAGGAAUGCCCCAAGGCGAAAUCCAAGUGUGGCCCGACCUUCUUCCCCUGCGUCAGCGGCAUUCACUGCAUCAUUGGUCGUUUCCGCUGUAACGGGUUUGAGGACUGUCCUGAUGGCAGCGAUGAAGAAAACUGCACAGCAAAUCCCCUGCUUUGCUCCACUGCCCGCUUCCACUGCAAGAACGGCCUCUGCAUUGACAAGAGUUUCAUUUGCGAUGGGCAAAACAACUGUCAAGACAACAGUGACGAGGAAAACUGUGAAAGUUCUCAAGAACCGGGCAGCGGGCAGGUGUUUGUGACGUCCGAGAACCAGCUCGUGUAUUACCCCAGCAUCACCUACGCCAUCAUCGGGAGCUCUGUCAUCUUUGUGCUGGUGGUGGCUCUGCUGGCAUUGGUCUUGCAUCACCAGCGGAAGCGGAACAACCUCAUGACGCUCCCUGUGCACCGGCUGCAGCACCCUGUACUGCUCUCCCGACUGGUGGUCCUGGACCACCCCCACCACUGCAACGUUACCUACAACGUCAACAAUGGCAUCCAGUAUGUGGCCAGCCAGGCGGAGCAGAAUGCUUCGGAAGUGGGCUCCCCUCCCUCUUACUCAGAGGCACUGCUGGAUCAGAGACCUGCGUGGUAUGAUCUUCCUCCUCCACCCUACUCUUCCGACACUGAGUCUCUGAACCAGGCUGACCUGCCCCCCUACCGCUCCCGCUCAGGGAGUGCCAAUAGUGCCAGCUCCCAGGAGGCCAGCAGUCUCCUAAGCACGGAAGAUACCAGCCACAGCCCAGGGCAGCCUGGGCCUCCAGAGGGCGCUGCUGAGCCCAGGGACUCUCUGCUCAGCCAGAGCACGGAAGAAGUAUAA